Messenger RNA from Xenopus laevis (African clawed frog), 1248 nucleotides. Its product is annotated as pulmonary surfactant-associated protein D. The transcript has 5 exons. NCBI's taxonomy places the organism in Eukaryota, Metazoa, Chordata, Amphibia, Anura, Pipidae. Bases 341 to 1105 code for a protein of 254 amino acids. The record is from RefSeq and is a predicted model, not a curated record.
AUUUUCCCCAGCGUUAGCCACUUAUAGGCUGAAUGGAAUUGAAUUAGCUUGCCAUAAUACAAAAUAUAAUUCAAGGAAAUACUUUUGUAUCAUUUUACUGCCAACAGCCUAAUUAUUUAUUGUCAAAAGACUUAGAUAUAAUUAACCAAAUAAGAGUACACAAUCACCCUGACCUUAUCAAAUUUGUUUGAUUGUACUUGGUGUAUAUAUAUUUCUGAAAUUCUGCUGUUUGCUAGAAGGUUAAUUUGGACUGGAAUAGAAUCGCCUCAUCAUAAAAAAAGAGUCUCAUCAUUUAAUAGCAAUUCACUUUUGUUAGCAGACAAAGGUAAAAGAUUGCAGGAUGUCCUUUCUCCAUACUUUUGCUCUUUUUUGUGGUGUAUCAAUAAUAGCAAUCAGUGCUCAGAUGAGCAAGGAUCCUGAACAAAAAACAUGUGCUUUCAUUACAUGUGAAUCCAUGGGAAAAGUGGGACCACCAGGCAAAAAUGGACUGCCAGGAGCAAGAGGGGAGAAAGGAGAGCGAGGACUGCCAGGGCUGAGAGGUCCAGCGGGGCCACAAGGACUUCCUGGGCCAAUGGGGCCAAAAGGAGAACAGGGUUCACCAGGUCCAAAGGGUGACAGAGGAGAAAGUUCUGCUCCAGCCGUGGAAGCUCUUAAACUCCAAAUAUCCUCACUAGAUGGACGGCUGAGUUCAUUGCAGUCGAGACUCGAGACUGAGAGGAAAGCUUUUUUAUUUGCGAGUGGAACAAGCAGUGCGGGCAAAUUCUAUGUGACAAAUGCACAGGAAGGAAAUUAUUUUGAUGGAAAAUCUAUCUGCAACAAGGCUGGUGGUCAGCUGCCUUCCCCAAAGAGUGCUGCCGAGAAUGAAGCUCUCGCAGUAUUAUCUGCACGCCGCAAGAAGCAAUUUUUCCUAGGUAUAAAUGAUUUACAAAAAGAAGGCACUUUUAUGUAUCCAGACAACAAAAAAAUUGGCUACAUUAACUGGGACGCUCUUGAACCCAAUAAUGACAAAGGUGUAGAAGACUGUGUUGAAAUUUACACCACUGGAAAAUGGAAUGACAAAAGUUGUCAAGAAAUCCGUCUUAUUGUAUGUGAAUUUUCAUCCUAACUGAUGAACAUACUGCAAAUUAUACAAGUAAAUGAUGCUUCUGGCAUUUAGUAGUACUUUGCACCUUAAUGUUAAAAAUGUCAUUUAUCAAAUCUAAUACAAUGCUCUAACCCAAAUAAAUCAAUAAAUCUGUUUAAAAUCGA